Molecule: messenger RNA, 703 nt
Organism: Punica granatum (pomegranate)
Lineage: Eukaryota; Viridiplantae; Streptophyta; Magnoliopsida; Myrtales; Lythraceae
Source: RefSeq, a predicted model, not a curated record
ACCGAACCUUCCACUCCACUCGUAUAUUAAACCCCAGAUAACCAUCACUUCUCCCCCACCAAAUCAAACAGGAAGAUUGACAGAGCUUGAGAGAGAGCUUGCUCGAGAGAGAUGAUGAUGGGGAGAUGGAAGAGGUGGGCGCUGCUGAAGAGGCUGAGGAAGGAGACGGCGAUGAAGUGGAAGCUGCUGGGGGCGUUCAGGUGGAAGAGGAUGACCAGCAGCAUAAGGGUGUCCUUAUUCGACAACGUCCUGUUCAAGAUCCUCUCCGUCUUCGAGGCCAUCGUCCUCGUCUCCACCGUCUGCUGCUUCUACCUCUGCUUCGGCUGCCAUUUUUGAAACGCAGCUGAUUCAAACUACGCCCCCUUUCGCCGUGCCCUGUUUGUACAUGACCGACGAUCUACCAUAACCCCCCGAGUCUGUGUAGCCCCAUUUUGCUGAUUCCGCUCUCGUUGGUUUCCUCCACCGUUGGAGCUAACGCAGUUUCUUCUUCUUCUUCUUCUUCUUCUUCUUCUUCUUCUUCUUCUUCUUCUUCUUCUUCUUUUUCUUUUUGUUGGGUUAACUAAUUGCUCUUGUUGUGAUGUAAUCUCAGUCAUUCUGGGCAAAAGAUCGCUCUUUUUUUAAUCAAUUUAGGGAAUUUCACGCGACAUUGGCAUCUGAUUUUCAUAUUAUCUCAGCUCAGCUCAGUUCAAUUGGGUUUCCGUCA